Amoebophrya sp. A120 is the source of this 1471-nucleotide messenger RNA. The record is from the annotation of a GenBank genome assembly. NCBI's taxonomy places the organism in Eukaryota, Dinophyceae, Syndiniales, Amoebophryaceae.
CAAAAAAUAUAGCACGACAGAGUUAAUAUGAUGUGCAAAGCAGCUUGCGCUAUCAUGUAAGUAUGUACAGCAUCAUUCAGUUGCGAUCGGCACAUUUUUCAUCGCCUAGUACGCUUCUUGCCUUUUCAGUUUCGCUUUCAAAUAGUUGGGAAGAGAAUCGAUAACAUCUUCAUGAUCAAAACUCGAUCGGGAUUGCAAUUCCGAACUCCGACACUGCUCUACUGACCGCAAUCAAUACAUCGCGAAACUCGUACAGAUGCAGAUUCGGCAGUAGAACUUGUGUUGAACAGCACGUGCCCGCGUCGUCGACCAGCGAUGGAUGGUGCGAACGCAAACCUUCAAUCCGCUCCUGUGUGGUUCAAGCACAACUCGGCGAUUUUCCGCCACCAUAAUUCCUGACUGUCACCGAAUUUUUGCACACAUCGGCUGCGCACACCAGAACGCUGGCGUUACCCUGGCGGGUGGAAUUGCCAAACAGACAACCCCUUUCGCGGCUACAAGGUCGCCCGGUGUGAUCGACGUUCUUGUACCUCGUCUGCACUUGCAAACGCAAAGGGCGACUCGGCGACAUUUCAGUGCCUUUCCUUUUGCGACGACCGGCAGCGGCCUCAUCCACCUGUCCAGAGUAAAAUUUUCCAAUGUAGUCAGAGUCGCCAGCCCGUCGUCCGUCGUCGUCGAUAGUCAGCAUACUGACACGCAGCAGAAGGCCGGCUCUUCUAUAGUACCCCCCGCACCAGCAGACGCGGCACCCAGCAGCGGUAGUGCAAGUGGUGCGCGGGACCACUCCCACGGCGACGCCAGUGGAGGUGGUUCAUUCUCGAGUAAAGCGAAGCAAGCGCUGACCCUUCUCGGCCGAUUUGUGCAGUUCUUCGGAUUGCUCCAUUGCCUGCACGAGUAUGGAUUUGACUUCUGCACGACGGUCGGAGCCUCCAUGGAGCCCGUGUUCUCGGAGACUGGCAACGUCUUGCUGUAUGAAAAAUUUUCCAAAUAUUUGUACCCAGUGCCCGUCCUAGGCCAGGUAGUGGUCUUGAACUCCCCGGAGAACCCGGGUGUCCGCGUUUGCAAGCGAGUUGUCGCAUUAGCUGGCGAUUUGGUUGUUGUACGGGAACGGAACCAGGACCAGUACUUACCACGUGGUACCGGGCACCAGGUGCCUCCGAUAGAAGAUCGUAUAAUUCGCGACAUUUCAUCAGCAGGUAAUUCAAAUUCUUUCGCCCCGUAUCACUAUCGGCGACCUUUCUCGUCGACCUCGACGCGGGUCGAGCGAGUGCCACAGGGACACGUCUGGGUUGAAGGCGACAACAAGGGGAAAUCGAACGACAGCCGCCACUACGGGCCAGUUCCGCUCGGCUUGCUCGAGGGCAGGGUGAGACUGUGUUUGUGGCCGCCGAACUCGAAAAGCUUGUACGUAGCGGCCGAAAUCGCCCCGGAAAACAAAACCUCCAGGAUCUUGGCCGCGAAGAGCUGUUGA